ACACUACCAUCACACACUACCAUCACACACUACCAUCACACACUACCAUCACACACUACCAUCACACACUACCAUCACACACUACCAUCACACACUACCAUCACACACUACCAUCACACACUACCAUCACACACUACCAUCACACACUACCAUCACACAAUACCAUCACAUUGAAGCCCUCAGAGCAACACUGAUAUUAAUUCAUAUAUAAGAUGAUUGCGUCACCAGGGAUCAUCAUGUCAGAUGCAUUCGUCUUGGAAACAGAGUGUGUAUCUUCUUGUGUUUCUGUUUGUGGCUCAGUCCCGUCUCCGAGGCCGGACAACUCGUUCCACGAGGGCCGGGGCCCGACCCGGGGCCAGGGGCCGGCGUUCGAUCCCUGGACGGGUCCGGACACGGUGGUUCUGAACCCCGCGGAGCCGUCCAAAGAGAAGGAGAAGCAGGGCUUCUUCAGAGCCAUGAAGAAGAAAAAGAAGAAGCCUCAGAUGGUUCCCAAUGAAGCGGUCGACAACGCCCUCCAGAAGUCCUCUAGAUCCUCCAGUCACCAGAGCAGCCGCCACCGGACCCGGGACAAGAGCCGAGACCGGGACAAGAGUAGGGACCGAGACAAGAGUAGAGACCGGGACAAGAGUAGAGACCGGGACAAGAGUAGAGACCGGGACCAGGACCGGGACAAAGACUGGCCUCCUGAGAAACGUUCAGAUUCACACUCUCCGGUGAGUCUCAAAGGAAAAACCCAG
Molecule: messenger RNA, 737 nt
Organism: Notothenia coriiceps (black rockcod)
Lineage: Eukaryota; Metazoa; Chordata; Actinopteri; Perciformes; Nototheniidae
Product: negative elongation factor E-like
Exons: 3
Source: RefSeq, a predicted model, not a curated record